CAUGGCUACUCUAGAUUCCGACGUCCCGAUGGUUCCCGUCGGCGAGGCUUCAAGCAGCACUUCUCCUUCCACCUCCACUAAGAAGCUCAAGCGCUUCGAGAUCAAAAAGUGGAGUGCGGUUGCUCACUGGGCUUGGGGCAUUGAAUGCCAAGCCAACCAAGCAAGUUCCACCAGGGAGGAAUGCACUGUUGCGUGGGGUGUCUGCAACCAUGCAUUCCACUUUCACUCCAUCAGCCGAUGGUUGAAGACCCGUCAAGUGUGUACUUUGGGUAUGCUUUGUCUCCAUGUUUAUGCUGGUCGGAUAUUUUGCCCCGUUCCAUUCUUUUGACUCCAUGGAACUAAUUCCAUAGUUUUGCUUUUGCGGAUAAUAGUGAAUGGGAGUUCCAAAAGUAUGGUCACUAGAUCUUUCCAAGUGGCUACCCAGUUAAACCUACUUACCUUUCUCGAUGCUGAAGAAGGUUGCUCGUAUUUCU
Molecule: messenger RNA, 473 nt
Organism: Hibiscus syriacus
Lineage: Eukaryota; Viridiplantae; Streptophyta; Magnoliopsida; Malvales; Malvaceae
Product: RING-box protein 1a-like
Exons: 3
Coding region: 2-328 (108 amino acids)
Biological process (GO): protein ubiquitination; ubiquitin-dependent protein catabolic process
Cellular component (GO): cullin-RING ubiquitin ligase complex; nucleus
Molecular function (GO): ubiquitin protein ligase activity; cullin family protein binding; zinc ion binding
Source: RefSeq, a predicted model, not a curated record